This is a messenger RNA of Linum tenue, 438 nucleotides long. Lineage: Eukaryota; Viridiplantae; Streptophyta; Magnoliopsida; Malpighiales; Linaceae. The record is from the annotation of a GenBank genome assembly.
AUGGGUAGAGGUAGGGGAAAAGGAAAGAGGUUGACUGUGAGCAAUCACGACGAUACUGGUAGUGGCGAAGAAGAGAAGAUUCCUGCACAGAAGAGAAGAGGGAGACCACAAAAGCCAUUGAAAGAUGAGUUCGAUGAAGAAGAAAUGGAGAAAAUGAUUGAGGAGGAAGAUGUUGUGGAGAAUGGGAAGGUGAUGAAUAACUCUGCUAGCAAAGAGGCGAAAAGUCCAACUGCAUCAGAGAAUGGGAAGAAGAGGAGACGCAACUCUCAGCUGCAGCAACAGGCUAAGGAAAAACAGCCUGAUUCGGUAAUGAAGGAAGAGAAUGGGGUAGUAGCAAUUACCAAUGACCCAAUCAAGUCUAACGGGUUUAGGCAAAACGGGAGCAGGCGGAAGAACAAGCCUCGACGAGCUGCUGAGGCAGGCGUCGAAUGCAAGUGA